Molecule: messenger RNA, 624 nt
Organism: Medioppia subpectinata
Lineage: Eukaryota; Metazoa; Arthropoda; Arachnida; Sarcoptiformes; Oppiidae
Source: the annotation of a GenBank genome assembly
AUGACACCAAAGAGUCUGCCAUUGAAUGCAUCGACAGAUGGGUUGAACACAACAGAAACUAAUACCCAAUUAAUGACUGUUCCUGUGAUUGUCUGUCCGAUUAGCGGAUGUGACCUAAUGUUUAUGACACUUGAAUUACUGGAGCAACACUUGACCACACAUUCCUUUAGAAGUAAACAAUUGUCACGAAGUAAACAAUCGAAGCGCAAAACUGUGUCAAAUGCGGGCCAAAGCCAAACACCAGGCGCUGCGGCGACGGAUCUGUUGCGCUGUCCGCACGAGUCGUGCCGUCAAAGAGGUUUCAAGCACUCGAGGAAUCUGAUCGCUCACACGCAACGCCAACACUCGACACACGAGCCGUACGUUUGCGACGAAGACAACUGUCGGAAGCGAUUCCCGACCCGUAAAGGCCUUUUGAGGCAUAAGUCGCUGAGCCAUGAAAAGGGCCGACUGUUUGUGUGUCCGCACAGCGGGUGCGGCAAAGCGUUUACCAAACGGUGGUCUUAUAGCGAGCACAUCACCCGACACUCGACGCACACCCCGUUUGCGUGCACUCAUACCCCGUGCGAACACCGGUUCGCUACUAAGAAGCUGUUGGAACUACACGUCCGUCGCGUUCAUUAG